AUGGUUCUGCUGUCCGCCCUGCUGGGCGUAGCCUACCUCCUGAAGAGGCAGGAGGACUGGGGAGACGUGCGCGCGCCCCUCGGCGUCCGCGGGCCGGAGGCCGUGCUGGCGGAGGCCGCGGGGGCCGCGCCCUUCCCUGCCGCGGCGCGGAACGCGCUGCUGGGGGACCCGAGCAGCCCAGCCGCGCUUGAUUGCAGGCAGGGUGAGCCCGGGUGCCUCCCGCUGGCGGCCCCUGGAGCGGCGGCGCCAGGGCAGCCGGCGCACACGAUCCUCGCCGUGGCUUGCGGGGCGGGCUCCGCGCAGAUCGAGGUCGCCUCCGAUGAAGGUUUCAGCAUCGGCGACGUGGUGGAGAUUAGAAGCCAGGUCAGCUCCGAGUCCAAGACCAUCACGGCCUUGGAUCCCAUGGAGCUGGACGGUCCUUUGAUCAGCAUGUACCCCGUCGGGUCCACAGUCACGCAGCAGGCGGCCGCGUGGUCGCAGGAGGAGGCCCAGGCGGGGCAGGCCGCUGAGGAUGCCGUCGAGGACGACUCGGCCCUGGCCGAGGCGCUGAACGUAGACGUUGAGCCACCGCUGGCGGCCGAGCCACCGCAGGUGGCCGAGCCACUGCAGGCGGCGGCGGUGGAGGCCUCGUUGGACGCCUGCGGCGCGGCGUGUUCCUCGCGCGGCAGGAGCGAGGGCUGCGGCCACCGCGUCCUUGCGGCUGCCGACAACUUCUUCAGGGGCAGGGGCGACGCGUGCGAGGCGGCGUACCUUUGGGUCUCUGAGGAUAUGCCCUUGGCGACCUCUAGGCCGUACGACUGUCUCUCGGGCUUCUUCAACUGGAAAAGAGGACUUGAUGGGCCGACGACAAGAAGAGCUGGUGCUGCGUGA
Messenger RNA from Prorocentrum cordatum, 870 nucleotides. NCBI's taxonomy places the organism in Eukaryota, Dinophyceae, Prorocentrales, Prorocentraceae. The record is from the annotation of a GenBank genome assembly.